CCGAGGAUGUUGUGGAGCAAGCAAAAUCCCAGCCCCGCGUGAAAAGGUACAGGCCCGCCAAAUGUUCUCCUGUCGUCUCCAUUCUAGGUCCUUACAUAGUCCGAUCUUCGCUCUCGACGCCUCAUUUGCCCACAGCUCCCUCCAAAAUUAGAGUCAGAGAACAGAAGAAAGAAAUAAUGGUGGAAUCAAAGCAAGAUAAAACGGACUUCCUCUCCUCUCCACCACCCUUGUGCGACAACGACACCGAAAAUGAGCGUAAUCGACAUUCUCUUCAGAGUCGACGAGAUUUGCAAGAAGUACGACAGGUACGACGUCGACAAGCAGCGCCAGCAAAAUGCCUAUGGAGACGAUGCCUUCGCUCGCCUGUACGCUCAAAUGGAAGAAGAAAUCGAUAAAGCUGUCCAGAAAGCUGAGAUGAUUUCCAUGGAGAAAAACAGGGCGGCUGCCGUUGCGAUGAGCGCUGAGGUUCGUCGACUGAAGGCUCGAUUAAUGGAAGAGAUUCCUAAGCUGCAGAAAUUGGCUAAAAAGAAGGUGAAGGGGCUUUCAGAAGAAGAACAAGAAGCUCGUGUGGAUCUGGUUUUUGCACUAUCAGAGAAGAUUAAAGAAAUUCAAGAUGGGACCAUGUCUGCAUCCAAGCAAACUGGUGGAUGGGGAGCUUCAUCAUCUAACAAAAAUAUUUUGUUUGACUCAUUUGCUACGACAUCAGAUACAGACUUUGACAACAAUUUUUUCGAGCAAAGUGAAGAAUCAAGUCAAUUUAGACAGGAAUAUGAAAGGCGGAAAAUGAAACAGGAUCAAGGUCUUGAUGUUAUAUCUGAAGGAUUGGAUACACUUAAAUGUUUGGCUCAAGAUAUGAAUGAGGAAUUGGAUAGGCAAGUUCCUCUGAUGGAUGAAAUUGAAACAAAGGUGGACAAGACUACGGGUGAUCUUAGAAAGACUAAUGUUAAGCUCAAGGAAACAGUCAACCGGCUGCGUUCAAGUCGGAACUUCUGCAUUGACAUCAUUCUGUUGUGUGUUUUUCUGGGAGUUGCUUCUUAUUUAUACAAGUGGGUUCAGUAUUUAUACAAUUUUAGUAUAUUACUCCCUUUUGUGGCUUUCUUCAAUACUGCUUAUGUUAGAGCUUCUGGCAAGCAAAACAUUCAUUAUCUAAUAAAUUUGAUACAGAAUAUUUGCCAAUGGAAUCUUUUUUCAUGGUCAUUUCCUAAUGAAAUUUUGCAUUGCUUUUGCAGUAUACUGAAAUAAAUUGCUUUUGAAGGCCUCUUCUACAUCUUGUUUGAAUGUAAUCUUGUAAGGUAUAAGGUUCUUCUGUUACUUGGGGGCUCUUGUCUAUGUGUUUCAAUAUUUGGUCCAUUUCAUUUAUUGUUGUUGCCUGGGAAAACUGUUUUGGAUUGGUCACUUCAUUGUCUAUUUGACCUUUCAGAUUAUGGUGAUUAUGCAUUUUGAUGGGGAUUAUGAUGUGUUUAUUGUAAUAAUAGUCUUUAAAAUGUUAUUUUCAGAUCUUAAUACUUCUUUUUUUAAGAUCUUAGUGCUUAGUUUGAGAACAUUUUCAUUUUCUCAAUAGAUUCUUUAAUGUGCUUCAAAAAUAUGUUGUAAACCUUACAGCAGUUUUAAAUAAGAAAACUCAUGAGUAGAUGGACAGAAACUCAACAUGCCUCACAUGAAGAAUCACAUAAGGCUACACAUGAUAUAUAGAUUAUAGAUUGCUGAUUUGGUUUACUGACUGCCAGUCAGCGUGCAUGGUAAUCCAUUCUCUGUGCUCUUCAUCUUCUCUGUAUGGUCUCUUAACUUGAAUUUUUAUUUACUGCAAGUAUCAAUAUGGGAAGGCCAAUUCUUUGAGUCCCUGGAAUUUGAUAGAUGAAUCUGACGAAUUAGAGUUGUAGAUCCCACCUUCAUACUGGGUUUGGCUGUAGUAGUUCAAAGCGUUGUUGUCCACUGCCUUGUUAGCAAGAGGAUCCUCAAUUCUGUUGUCACCACUUAGUUUCUGGUUGGAUGGUAGGAUAUUCCCAUGCCCAUUUCCAACAUCAGGAUUCCUAUUUAGUGUGUUGAAAUAACCAUCUAAAUCUAAA
Molecule: messenger RNA, 2066 nt
Organism: Rubroshorea leprosula
Lineage: Eukaryota; Viridiplantae; Streptophyta; Magnoliopsida; Malvales; Dipterocarpaceae
Source: the annotation of a GenBank genome assembly